This is a messenger RNA of Salarias fasciatus (jewelled blenny), 1974 nucleotides long. RefSeq names its product zinc finger protein OZF-like. NCBI's taxonomy places the organism in Eukaryota, Metazoa, Chordata, Actinopteri, Blenniiformes, Blenniidae. Gene Ontology annotation, molecular function: DNA-binding transcription activator activity, RNA polymerase II-specific; RNA polymerase II cis-regulatory region sequence-specific DNA binding. Gene Ontology annotation, cellular component: nucleus. The coding region runs from base 127 to 1581 and encodes 484 amino acids. Gene Ontology annotation, biological process: regulation of transcription by RNA polymerase II. The record is from RefSeq and is a predicted model, not a curated record. The transcript has a single exon.
UCAGAACCUCCACAGAUCAGAGAGGAACAAGAAGAACCAGAACCUCCACAGAUCAAACAGGAAGAAGAAGAACCAGAACCUCCAGAGAUCAAGCAGGAAGAAGAAGAAGAACCAGAACAUCCACAGAUGGAGGAACUUGAGGUUCUGGGUACCAGCCAGGAGGGAGAGCACCUUAUUAUUAAAUUUGAGAGCGAAAGUGACCUGAGAGAACCAGAAGAAGUACGGGACACUGAGCAGCUCCUCUCUCAGGACUCUGAAGUCCACCAUGAGAACAAACUGAUUGAUGUUCCUUUUUCAGAGAAGCAGGCUGAAGGUGAAAAGCUUUGUGAGGAAACAUGUGGUGAACCUGUCCGCAAAAAAACAAAAUUACAUCCAAAGGCAGGAGCAGUCACUGACAAGAAGAAAACUUGUGAAACGUGUGGCAAAAGUUUCCGUGAUCCGAGCACUUUAUUGGUCCACAAGAGAUCUCACACAGGUGAGAAGCCGUUUCCUUGUGAAACAUGUGGAAAAAGUUUUACUCGUCAGAGUACUUUGUUGGUCCACAAGAGAUCUCACACAGGUCAGAAGCCGUAUCCUUGUGGAACAUGUGGAAAAAGUUUCAGUCAGUACAGUCAUUUGUUGGUCCACAUGAGAUCUCUCACAGGUGAGAAGCCAUAUCCUUGUGAAACAUGUGGGAAAAGUUUCAGUCAAAAGAACGCUUUAUUGGUCCACAUGAGAUGUCACACAGGUGAGAAGCCAUAUCCUUGUGAAACAUGUGGGAAAAGUUUCAGUCAAAAGAACGCUUUAUUGGUCCACAUGAGAUCUCACACAGGUGAGAAGCCGUAUCCUUGUGAAACAUGUGGGAAAAGUUUCAGUCGUCAGAGUGCUUUAUUGGAUCACAAGAGAUCUCACACAGGUGAGAAGCCGUAUCCUUGUGAAACAUGUGGAAAAAGUUUCAGUCAUCAGAGUGCUUUAUUGGAUCACAAGAGAUCUCACACAGGUGAGAAGCCGUAUCCUUGUGAAACAUGUGGGAAAACUUUCAUUACCCAGACUCAGUUGUUGCGCCACAUGACAUCUCACACAGGUGAGAGGCCAUAUCCUUGUGAAACAUGUGGGAAAAGUUUCGAUAAACCAAGUCAUUUGUUGGAUCACAAGAGAUCUCACACAGGUGAGAAGCCGUAUCCUUGUGAAAUAUGUGGGAAAAGUUUCAAUCGUAACAGUCAUUUGUUACGCCACAUGAGAUCUCACACAGGUGAGAGGCCGUAUCCUUGUGAAGCAUGUGGGAAAAGUUUCAGUCAACAGAGCACUUUAUUGGUCCACAUAAGAACUCACACAGGUGAGAAGCCAUAUCCUUGUGAAGCAUGUGGGAAAAGUUUUAUUGACCGAAGUAAUUUUUUGUGCCACAUAAGAUGUCACACAGGUGAGAAGCCGUAUCCUUGUGAAACAUGUGGAAAAAGUUUCAGUCAUCAGAGCACUUUAUUGGUCCACAUAAGAACUCACACAGGUGAGAAGCCAUAUCCUUGUGAAGCAUGUGGGAAAAGUUUUAAUAACCGAAGUCAUUUGUUGCGCCACAUAAGAUCUCACACAGGUGAGAAGCCGUAGCCUUGUGAAACGUGGGAAAAUUUUGGUCAUCGUUCUUUGCUGCACCACAUGAAUAUUCGCUUGAAGAUGAGGUGAUGAAACAAUAUUGAAGAUCUCAUUGGCCCAGUUUACAAGCGUGUUUUUUCAGUUCCAUUGAAAACAAUCUUAUUAAACAUAGUUGUAAACAUGUACGGCAUACAAAGCGAACCACGAUCAAUGCGCAUUUACAAGGGUCCUGGGUGAAGCGGAUUAUACUUCGUCCUAUGACAUGCGCACAAAGUGUCUUGCUGAACUUUCAGGUAUUUAAAGGACCUAUAUCAUGCAAAUUCCACUUUUUUAGGGUUUUUAGCAUGCCCCAAAGUUGAAUUCCCUUUAAAACCACCCCCAAAAUGUUAUUUCCUUUCAUCCACGCGU